Molecule: messenger RNA, 591 nt
Organism: Macrobrachium nipponense
Lineage: Eukaryota; Metazoa; Arthropoda; Malacostraca; Decapoda; Palaemonidae
Product: mannose-binding protein A-like
Exons: 1
Coding region: 1-591 (196 amino acids)
Source: RefSeq, a predicted model, not a curated record
AUGUGGGACUAUCCCUUGGAGAAUGAAGACAUCAAGAAUAUGGCCGAAUGUCGUAUCAACCUGAGAGGAAACAUCAUAUCGACUGACACAACACCUUUUGAAUUCUCGUUAGCAGAAAUCAACACUACUGAAAUCACCCGCUUUUGCCAAAAGAGUGAAAAAGCAGUCUUUAUCCCAGAGCAGAUGUACCUAGACCACGCCAUAAAAUUUUGUAGUUUAUUACACGCUUCAUUGUAUAUUCCGGAGAAUGCAGAAGAAAAUGCUCAGCUGACGAUUCAAGCAAAGAAAUUCAACGAUAUAUGUGUGGGUAACAGCUACAGACUUAUGUAUUUAGGGGCCACAGAUAAGGUUAAAGAGGGACAGUGGUUAAAGGUAGCCGAUGGCAAACCGAUCGAGUACUCCAACUGGUUUGUUGGAGAACCCAAUGGUGACACCAAAGACAACUGCUUGGUACUUCGCAGGAACGAUGACCACUGGGCAGACAUCGUCUGCGAUUAUGAGCUUUGUUUCUCCUGUGGCACAACAAACAAAGAUUUCCUACAGUUGCGCGGGCUCUGUGAGGAAAAAGAACACCAGACAAGAUUCUGCUAG